Molecule: messenger RNA, 2555 nt
Organism: Tetranychus urticae (two-spotted spider mite)
Lineage: Eukaryota; Metazoa; Arthropoda; Arachnida; Trombidiformes; Tetranychidae
Source: RefSeq, a predicted model, not a curated record
AACUAAUGUCAAAGUGAAUGAAUGAAACUCUGAAGAAGUAUAACCAUUUUCACCUAAAACUCUCUCUCUUUCCUUUUUUUCCUCCUCAUUCUUCACAUUUCUUCAUCUUUCACUGGAUAACAUCCACUCUAUCAUCCACAAUAUCUUCAUCUUCAUCUUCUUCUCCAUUGGUAUCCAACACUUCUAGUCUUUACUUUCUCAUUUUGAAUGCGUUUACCUUUUUUUCAGCUGAUGAAAAUCAAGCCUUAUAACCAACCAUGUCUCAUUAAUACCAAUCGACUCUGUCAAUCUUAUAGUACUUGUUCUUGUCUAAUUGGAAGCAAGCAAAGUUUAUUUUCAUUUAUUGUUUCAUUAAUUGUUAUUAAUCUUGUUAUCCUGCUAUCAAUCGUAUCUCCAUCUAUUCUAAUACCAUCACCAUCAUUACCAGAUUCAUCUAAAAGUGAUUACCCACCAAACCAGUCUAGUGCAUUUCCAUUGCCCUGGACUGUUACCCAUUUUCAAUAUCCAUAAGAUGGUUAUGUUAAUAAUCAAGGAAUCAUGUCAAGCUCACCAUCAAUUACACCUUCAAUCAAUUUAAAACUGGGGUAUAACUGGAUAGAUGAAUUCAAUUAAUGACCGACUCUUGAUUCAGCUAUGCUGAUUAGCCGAUUACACCCAGUUGUUUGUUAUAAUUUUUGGUUAUUAUUAUUAUUAUUGCAAUUAUUUCUCAAUGUUACAUUGGUUACGAGUGAUGAUCUCAUUUACUCGGGUUCAGGGUGUUUCGAUGAUGAAGAAAAGUGUACAGAUUUCGUUGAUAUGGGAUCAGGAGAUGAUCUAAUCACACCUGUUUACAUUCCGCCCAAAAGUGGUUUAACCACGAGCCCAUCUUCGUCUUCGUCUCCAUCUCCUCUUUCAACUUCUAAACCUCACCAAGUAACGACACCAGUUUCAGAGGAAGUCGAUGAAGAGGAUGAAGAAUGUGUGGACGAGGAAGAAGAUUGCAUCGAGGGAUCAGCUUCAGGCGAACCCUCUUCUUCAUUGCCAUCCUUAAGUUCGUCUGAAAGAACAGUUAUAAUUACCUUAUCUUCGCCAUCACCUUUGUCACCACCCAUAUAUCCUUUAUCCUCAACAACAGUUUCAACAACUACAGUAUGGAAUCAGUGGACAGUGCCCAGUUAUUUAAGACCGUCACCAUCACCAGAAGAGCCAAUUAUCGAUUAUGAGGAGCCAGUACCGCGAACUCCUCGACCAAUGCCACCUCCAUUACCGAUUCCACCUCGACCUUAUCCAACAACUAAACUUCGUUUACCCACACGUCCAACAGGAACACCACCAAUAAUUAACGUACCUUUACCAGAAAUGCCAACAUCAAUGGUUGAAGAAAAGAGUAAAGUAAAGCCAACAUUGAUUACCCAUAAAAGCUCAGCUGAUACGACAGCAAUGAUCAUUGGCUUAAUUGCUAUUGUUUUAAUUGUGAUUGUGAUUGUGACUCCAUUGUUUCUGUUUCUUAAAGUUCGAUAUCGAUCUGGACCAGCUUAUAAGACUGAAUCAACGAGUAAAAAUUUUCGCUUCCUUCCGGUUGCUACUGGAGCACCAACUUUGCUCACCUCAGCCUCUCAAUCUACUCAUUUAGGCGGUCCACUUCUUGAAGGUUCAACCGUAGUUCAUAAAGGGACAAAGGUAACGGCAAGCGGGAAAAAGAAAGAUGGAAUGGAAUGGUACGUUUAGCCUAGAAGAAAAAAAUUGCAACAAUCAAUGGAUUACCAAUACUUUUAAAGAUCAACCUCAAAGCAAUCAAUAAGUUAUUUAAAAGUGGCAGUAAACUGCGAUUUUUAUAUAUGUUUAUUAUUUUGUAGUCCUUUUAGCAAUCAACGGUCACCUUUAAAUCAGAGACAAUUAACAAUCUUUGCCUACACAAUUUUAAAUCAUUACUUACCAAAUAAUUUCAUCACUCAUCAAGAAAUCCAUUUACACUUUUUUCAUCGCACCGUCAAAUCACAUCUUCAUUGUUAUGAAAAAUUGACUCAAUCAACAAUCAUAAUCAUCAAUCCAUCAACUCAAUUGUUGAUUCUCAAUUUUUAUCAACCGCAAUCAAAUAAAAGCUAUAAAUCAUCUACCAAAGACUACAUCAUCAACCGUAAUGCGAAUUGUUUCUCUCUCUCUUUCUCUAUUCAUUUCUAUUCUCUUAAUUGUAAUUGUAAAUGACAAUGAGGAACAAAGUUAAAUUGUCGAAUCAACCAUCAAAGAGAUUAAUCCUUUCAUUUUUCUUUGAUCUUUAAUUGCAACGUUUUACUAUCACAAUGUUUUUUCAACCAACAAAAUAACAAUCAGAUAAGACCAGUGUGAAUGAAUGUCUGAUGAGCUUCUGAUUCUCCAGAAUGCAAUAAGAAUUUAAAUCAAUAAUCAAACCAAUAAUGACAAUGUCAAUAUAAAUAUAUGUGUAUAAAAAUGAGAUAAUUAAGUCUGAUAAUCUUAUUUAUUGUUUUUGUUUCUUCAUUUAUCAAUUUCUUUUUUUUGAUAUUACAUUAUUAAAAACAGGGAAUAAAAUGUUCUAGCCUUAAGGCUAUAAGCCAAAA